Leishmania braziliensis MHOM/BR/75/M2904 is the source of this 729-nucleotide messenger RNA. RefSeq lists its product as hypothetical. Lineage: Eukaryota; Euglenozoa; Kinetoplastea; Trypanosomatida; Trypanosomatidae. Gene Ontology annotation, biological process: double-strand break repair via homologous recombination. Gene Ontology annotation, molecular function: single-stranded DNA binding. Gene Ontology annotation, cellular component: Shu complex. The transcript has a single exon. The coding region runs from base 1 to 729 and encodes 242 amino acids. The record is from RefSeq and is a predicted model, not a curated record.
AUGGCCGCGUCCUUCAGAGACUGUGCUUCGCAUCCCUCGCUGGAUGCCAGCAUCUUCUUUCCUGAAGGCAGUAGGCCCCCGCAGCCACUUCAUGGCCACGGCUUUCUGCUACACGGCGCCCGGGCGGUGGGCAAGACGUCUCUCGCCUUCCAGGCAGCCAUCAACACCGUCCAGCGUUCCGACGGUAGCGUAGUAGUGCUGUGCCAGGAGUCUACCCUGUAUUCCAAGGUGCCGCAGCCCUUCACUCCACUGCGCUCCUUGCCCGAGUCGACUCUCGGCCGCAUCGAGUUCAUCUACGUGGAAGGAUGGACAGCGGCGAUGCGGGAGAUGAUGGGUUUUCGCACGACCCGAGCAGUACCAACGCUGGUGCUCGUUGACGACGAUGGUUUUGAAGUGACGGCGCCCGCAGAUUGCCGCGGCAAGCGGAUCGGGCGGCACUCCGACGUCCUCGUCGCUACCGCUGCCGCCUCGUGUCUCUCCUAUUUGGAAAAUCUCCAUGACUGGAUGACUCGCCACGGCCACCCUUUCUUCUAUGUUCUCGUCACCAAUCGGCUUCCGGAAUCUUCGACGCAGUUGUCUCUCCCCUACGCUGCCUUUCCACUCGUGAAUGUGUGGGUGGGCGCCUCGGGGACGGUGCAGAUCACCCCAACCCCAGCUGACAACACAGCAGCGGUGGUGGCACCGGCAGUGUAUCUUACAUGGCAAAAUGGGCUGCGCAUGAGAGGCUGA